AGCCAAUUUAAUAUGGAUUAUGAGAGUGAAUUAAAAUGUAUCUGAUGCAAAGCUAGAGGCAAAUUUAGCUGGAGGCUAGUGAGAGUAAAAACAGGUGGAGUAGUGCGCUCUGGGAGUGAAAGGGAGGAGAGCAUCCUUGCCCGUUGUUCCUGCUGCCGGCGUGACGCGUGGUUAAAGUUGCCUUUUUCUGGACGCGCUCCAGCUGUGUUUUAUGGGCCGGACCACUGGUGUGCGUGUGCAGAGUGUGGGACGUGAUGUGGUUCGGUCCUCAGUGAAAAGGUCUCCCAAGUAUCUCUCUUGGCAGACGAGCACCGCGCGUCCAAGCGAGGUGGAGGAGAAAAAGGAGGAGGAGGGGGGACAGCAGAGGCAGACAAUGCGGUCCUGCGAUGCGCUUAUUUCUCCGUACAAUUUACACCCACAUCCACGAAAACAUGAUGUGCCGAAGACGUGGGAGAACUCCUCGUGAUUUGGCUAUUUUUAUUUAUUUUUUAUAAUCGGAUUGAAGCAAAUUCCUUUCACGUUUUGACCGAGAACAAAAAUAGAGAUGAAAUUUCCAAUAGAAAACCCGAGGAAACAAGUUAACUGGGACCCGGAACAAGUGGCGGUCCAGACCAACUUGGUCCCUCCCAAAAAGGUCCAGCCUGGCAUGGCUAAGUCGAGCCUGGUCCAGGCCAGCGUGGCCACCAUGCAGAACCCGAUGGGCUGCGACCCAAAGGCCAAUGGUCACUGUCCAUUACCGCGCCUGUCCAUCUCCUCCCGCUCUGCCAGCGUGGUGGCCAGCAUGGACGCCAGCUGCGACGGCACGGCCGCGGCGCUCCACUCGGUGAUGAAGUGGAAGACGGUGCUGGCAGUGUUCAUCGUGGUCGUCCUCUACCUGGUUUGUGGAGGUCUGGCAUUCAGGGCGCUGGAGCAGCCGUUUGAGAGCAUCCAGAAGACCAGUAUCACCCUGGAGAAGGCUUCUUUCCUGGAGAGACACCCAUGUGUUACCCCUGAGGAGCUGGAGGCACUCAUCAAGCAUACUAUAGAUGCUGUGAGUGCAGGGGUGAGUCCUAUUGGAGACACAUCCUACAAUUCCAGUUACUGGGACCUGGGCAGUGCCUUCUUCUUCGCUGGAACUGUCAUCACAACCAUAGGUUAUGGAAACAUAGCUCCAAGCACGGAGGGCGGAAAAAUCUUUUGCAUCCUUUAUGCCAUAUUUGGCAUCCCUCUCUUUGGCUUCUUGUUGGCGGGGAUUGGAGACCAGCUGGGAACCAUCUUUGUGAAAAGCAUCUUGAGAGUCGAGAAGAUAUUCAGGCAAAAACACAAACAGAUCAGCCAGACUAAGAUCAGAGUGACGUCCACCAUCCUGUUCAUCCUGGCCGGCUGCAUCGUCUUCGUCACCAUCCCUGCUGUCAUCUUUAAACACAUCGAGGGCUGGACCACACUGGAGGCCAUUUACUUUGUUGUGAUCACACUCACCACAGUGGGAAUAGGAGACUAUGUGGCAGGUGGUGACCGUAGGAUUGAUUACAUGAAGUGGUACAAGCCUCUGGUGUGGUUUUGGAUCUUGGUGGGUUUGGCGUACUUUGCAGCCGUCCUCAGCAUGAUUGGAGACUGGCUUCGGGUACUGUCUAAAAAGACCAAAGAAGAGGUUGGGGAGAUUAAAGCUCACGCAGCUGAAUGGAAGGCAAAUGUCCGAGCAGAGUUCCGUGAAACGCGGCGGCGCCUGAGUGUUGAGAUCCAUGACAAGCUCCAGCGGGCUGCCACCAUCCGCAGCAUGGAGCGCCGUCAGCUUGGCCUGGAGCAGCGAGCUCACUCCCUGGACAUGCUGUCCCCAGAGAAGCGGGCCUUGUUCGCAAGCCUGGAUGCCGGCCGCUUCAAGACGUCCUCCCAGGAGAGCAUCGACACCAAGCUCAACAACCUGAGGCUGAAGGGGGCCUGCGAGCCGUACGACAAUCAGGGGAGCGAGCAAGCGCCACAGACAGCGUCUUCCUCGGAGGAGAAUCUCUUCAACCUGCGCUUCGGAUCCCUCACCAAGCUGGCCAGACGCAACAAGAACCGUGAGCUCCGCAGGAACAUUGAUGAAGAUGUGCGACGAGCGAGUCUUGGCAUAAACACUUGCAGCGUCAUGCUGGGUGAGGAGAGGACGGAAGAAGAAGAAGAUGAGGAGCCAGACGAGGAAAACGGAGAGAGAAAAGAGGGAAACACCAGCCUGACAAACCUGUCACAGUACGCAAUGGAGCGCAGCAAGUUGAAUGGGUUCACGCCAGUGCAGACCAAAGACAGUGAGAACGACUAGGCAUUGAAUGGAAGAGCGCCUCAAGAGACAAAGAGAGAAUCGAACUGAAAGAGACAGAGACACAGAGUGCAUGGUCCUUUGAGAUGUCAAGAAAUGUGCCUUUCUGUUUUCUAUGCUUAGAUUGGAGCUGCUCCCAGGAGAUUCAGUCAUCGUGCCAUAGCCAUGGGAAGAGAAUACGUUGCCAAAAAAUUGAAGAGACAGACGAGGGUGUAGUUAAAAUACCUCAUAUCGGAUGUUACUGUAGAACGGGCCGCUAAAGAACUUCUAUCUCUACAGGAGCUGUCUUUCCAGCUUCGUUGUCUUUCAGCCUUGACAACUCGUAGGAGACACUCGGGCAACGGCUGUCUGUUAACCGUAUUUUUUAACGGUGUGGGCAGGGGAUCCAGAGAGCCAUCCUCAUGCCAUCCAUCUUCUGAGACAUUAUCGAUUACCGCUUUGUCAUGUCAUACUGUGGUGGCUAUGUUAAGCUUAGCGACUAAAGGACUACAACGUAAAACGAAUAGAGGGUGGGAGGUUGUGUUUUUGCUGGAUCAAUAGAUAAUAUGAGCGUUAACCUAGCUGACAUGUACAAUUAUUCCUACACGGUAUGUGAUUAUGAAAAUGCAGCCUUGGGGUAUAAACUACUACAUACUAAGAGCUCAUAACAACAACGUGUUCACCUUGAUUGUGCAUGGUUAUUAAAAUACAACCAUAGCAGUUAAUUGACUACCUUGAAAGCUUGAAAUGACAGCUGUAAUAAUGUUUCCUUUUGUUUAAAUAAAAUGAAAUGUACUGCUUUCUUAUAUGUAAAAAACAAACAAACAUGUCAGUAAUGUUUGCCACCAUUGUGGAUCAACAUCGAGCUGGAGUUCACCUGACAGACACACAUUUAAUCACCUUUGGCCAUGAGAUUGUCAGCCAUGUCGAAAAACACUGCUUUUGUUAUGACAUUCACUUUUAAUCACAAAAUGUCUUCAGAUUACUUAAAUGACUUUUUAAUGAAUGAAUGUUACGCCGUUGAUUUUGUACCCAUCGAGCAUGUUUGCAUCCAUGUUUACUCCUUUUGAUAUCAGACAAGCACUUGAGUUUAAUUUUCCAUUGAACUGUAAAAUAUGAACUGAACAUGUCAAGUUUCGUUUUCGGUAUUUUUUUCGGAAACAACAUUGUGGCACACUGAAAUGUGUUUUCCUGUAGUUCCUAGAGGUUUACUCACUGAAAUGUUUGACACAUGACCAUUUUGACUUCAUUUAAAAACAGGCACUGACUCUACAACCUGAUGCCUUCUUUACAUUUUACAGAAUUAUUAAAUGUAUCACUGGCGUGCAUUGCAUGCAAGGAAAAUUACACACACACACACACACACACACACACACACACACACACACACACACACACACACACACUGGUUGUACCUGUAACCUGUUUAUCUCAUAUCAUCAACCUUUUCAUGACCAUGACCUGUGAUAAGUUUGUUGUGUACAGUUUAUUUUAUGAACAGAUCACAUUAAAUGUAGUGAGUGCCUUU
This is a messenger RNA of Epinephelus moara (kelp grouper), 3782 nucleotides long. RefSeq names its product potassium channel, subfamily K, member 10b (gene kcnk10b). The coding region runs from base 545 to 2278 and encodes 577 amino acids. Lineage: Eukaryota; Metazoa; Chordata; Actinopteri; Perciformes; Serranidae. Gene Ontology annotation, cellular component: membrane. The transcript is spliced from 7 exons. Gene Ontology annotation, biological process: stabilization of membrane potential; potassium ion transmembrane transport. The record is from RefSeq and is a predicted model, not a curated record. Gene Ontology annotation, molecular function: potassium ion leak channel activity.